GCUAACACAUAUAAACAAAUUAAACAGAAAUUUACGGAAAACGAAAUUAAUAGAUCGCUUUUUCUUUUCCUCCCGGAGUCCCUCAAGGCUACAAUCUAGAUCUAUAUCUAGAUCUAGAAUCUAGAAGUCUAGUACACUUGUUGACUCAACAAGAAUUGUUAGUUCUACCGUUGCAGUUUUUGACAUUUGGUCAAGUAUGCUCACAGUGGUCUCCUACCUCUUCAGUCUUCUUUUGAAGAGACGAUCUAACGCAUUUCUACACGCAAAUGGGAAUUUAACCAGCGAUCAGUUGGUUCGAUUGUCCAGCUCAAGUGCUUGUCAGUUGCUUGAGAUGGUCAAGUCCAUUAUCCCUGAACUUCAUCAUGGCAUGCAUAAAGGCCAGGCAGGGAGAGUGGCAAUUGUUGGGGGAUGUAAAGAAUAUACUGGUGCACCUUACUUUGCUGCAAUAUCGGCCCUAAAAGUGGGAGCUGAUCUGUCUCACGUGUUCUGUACGGGAGAUGCUGCACCUGUCAUCAAGAGCUACAGUCCUGAGCUUAUUGUUCACCCCAUACUAGAUAACAACAAUGUCCUGAGUGAGCUGUCCGAGUGGCUGCCUCGUUUUCAUGUGCUUGUCAUCGGCCCAGGCCUCGGGCGAGAGGAGCAGCUGAUGAAAACAACAGCUGCAGUGAUUCUAAGAGCGAAGGAAAGACAGUUGCCCUUAAUUAUUGAUGCAGAUGGGCUGUAUUUGGUCACCCAAGACCCUUCCAUCAUCUAUGGCUAUGAUAAUGUGAUACUGACUCCCAAUGUUGCUGAGUUUGGUCGGCUUUACAAGAAAAUUUUCUCUCGUGAUCCAGAUCCCCAAGAGUCUGUGACGAAUGUGAAGCAGCUGAGCAGAGAGAUGGGGAAUGUCACCAUUGUACAGAAAGGUGCCCAAGACAUCAUCUCAAAUGGAGAACAUGUCCUGAUAUGCACGGAGCCCUGUAGUCCCAGGCGAUGUGGUGGUCAAGGUGACCUGCUGUCUGGCUCUAUGGGGACUUUUUCUGUGUGGGCAAGCAUGGCUGGGGAGAGUCAGCUCCAAUGCUCUCUUGUGUCCACGUACGGCCGAGGUAUGUGUGCUGCAUACGCCGCCUGUCUCCUCACCCGUCGCUGUAACUCUCUCGCCUUCAAAAGCCAUGGCCGCUCAAUGACAACGACGGACAUGAUUAGCCAGAUCCAUUCUGCAUUUGAGGGCCUUUUCUCAUGAUGGAGGGAGUGAGGAAGAUCUAACCAGAACACUGACCCCAAUUAUGUUGCAUCCAAAAUCUGCUAUAAAGUAUCACUGUGUUACUAUUUUGACCAUAUAGUGCAUUUAACUAGAGUAACGGUAAUGUUUACUGCAUUUAUGUAUGCAUUAUUUCACCAAUGCUAAUCUAGACUGCCGCAUAUUGUCGCUGUCACAAGCAAUCCACUUAAGUCCAAAUUUUGAGCAAUUUUAGAUUUUUAUACUCUUCCCAAAGCUCUAUCAAAAAUUCACCUUUCAACAUCACCAAAAUGCUGUUUAAUGCUACAGUCAACACGUCAAGGCUUGAAUUUUUUUUGCUUUUCAUGAUUCCUGACGAGAACAACACAAUAAAAACUAGUAUUUUUGUCUCUGGUGUAAAAA
This is a messenger RNA of Aplysia californica (California sea hare), 1621 nucleotides long. RefSeq names its product ATP-dependent (S)-NAD(P)H-hydrate dehydratase. The record is from RefSeq and is a predicted model, not a curated record. The transcript is spliced from 10 exons. The coding region runs from base 197 to 1222 and encodes 341 amino acids. Lineage: Eukaryota; Metazoa; Mollusca; Gastropoda; Aplysiida; Aplysiidae. Gene Ontology annotation, biological process: metabolite repair. Gene Ontology annotation, molecular function: ATP-dependent NAD(P)H-hydrate dehydratase activity.